Molecule: messenger RNA, 856 nt
Organism: Episyrphus balteatus (marmalade hoverfly)
Lineage: Eukaryota; Metazoa; Arthropoda; Insecta; Diptera; Syrphidae
Product: putative odorant receptor 85e
Exons: 3
Coding region: 29-760 (243 amino acids)
Biological process (GO): sensory perception of smell; detection of chemical stimulus involved in sensory perception of smell
Cellular component (GO): plasma membrane
Molecular function (GO): odorant binding; olfactory receptor activity
Source: RefSeq, a predicted model, not a curated record
UUAGCUUUAUAUCGCACCACUAUCUAAGAUGAAUUCAGAACGAGUUCAAAAUUUAUUUUCAACACAAAUAUUUUUUAUGAAACUUUUUGGUAAUAUAAGUCCUAAAAUUGAGAAUUUUCUUCCACCGGCAUUCAGAAACGUUGGAAUAGUAGCUACAAAAUUGUUAUGUGCAUUCAGGGUAUUCUUGACUUUGCACAUAGUUAUCCUUUUUGUGGCAACUGCAUUUGACUCGUUUUACUAUGGAAAACUGGCAGAUUUCACGGAUGCUUUAGUAAUGCUUAUCAUUUAUUCAUUUGCUACAUUUGCAUGUUUAUAUUGGAUAGUAUUUUCAAAUAAUUUGCAAAGCUUCUUUGAUGAUGUCAACAAACAUUAUCAGUAUCUAUCAAAGCCUGGAUUGACGUAUGUAAAUGCUUAUUCCCCAUACAUUAUUGCUAAAAAAAUGACAAUAUAUUGGCUAUGUGCUUGCAUAGCAGGUGUCGUAUUUUGGGCACUGAGUCCAUUAAUGCUUCGUCGUCGGAUUUUGGCUGUAAAGUGUUGGUAUCCUUUUGAUAUUAAUGAAGGUUACACUUUUGAGAUUCUUUUUUCAAUUCAAUUUUUGGCCCAAUGUCAGAUGGGUGCUACUUUCGGAAAUGGAUCAGCAAUGUAUGUCUCCUGCAUAUUGAUCAUGCUAGGACAAUUUGAUAUUCUUUUUUGCAGCUUAAAGAAUAUUCAAUCGCAUAGUGAAAUCUUAGCAGGAAAAAGCUUACAAAAAAUUAGGUAAGUACAGACUUAAGAAUUUGAUAGAUGCAGACGUGCACUUUGUGACAAAAGUUGAAAUAUGCAUUUUUCUAUGCAUCUUCGAAUUGUUGCAAAUAUU